GAUGUGGUCAGAGAGGUGUAUAGGGGCCAGAUUAAUAAGGCUCUCAAUUGUUUAGAAAAGUACUCUUGGGUUGUUUUGAUGGUUAUUCAACCAAUUUCGAAAAAUAAGACCGUCGAGCAUUUAUAAUUGCGUUAUUGAAUAUCGUGAGAUGCCCCCUUAGAAUAUCAAGGUUGACAAUUUGUUUUUUCUCCAAUUCCGUUCAGCCUUUCUGCAAUUCCUCUAAAGAAUAAGAACGUCCGAUUAGCACGAUUGGCUACGUAUGGUGCGAAAGAAGUUCAAGGUGCAUGCAUACAUGUAAUGUACGAACAUUGUGUUGUUGCUAUGUGUCAUCGUAAUUGAGUAAUUUGCAGGUACUUUUUUUGUAUUCGGAGCACGAUGCCAGUGAACAGUUGCCGACUCUUUUCGAACUACAACGCGGGAUCUUUAAGGUCCACUGUGAAGCAGACGGAGAACAGCAAUUUAUGGUAAAUUUACGCCUUGCAGUAUUAAUCAGGGUGGCCUGCCAGAUUCGAACCGUGAACCUCCGCAACAAUCGGCGCACAUCCUACCACUGGGCUGCGUCAUUGCCCCCUUUCCCCCCCCCCCCCCACACAGAAAGUUCCUGCAGUUGUUUUUUACUCGGUGCUGCGUAGUCAUGUAAAAGUCAAAUUAUGAACUCGCCUGUCCUCCACCAAUGUCAUGCGAUGUACUCGUCCAAAAAUACCGAGCAGCCUCCACUCACGUGGUCUGGACCCUGACAUUGGGACCCUGGCCACUGUCGCCACAGCUUCACGGUGAGAACGUGCCGGAGGGAACGCUUACAGGUUUCCCACCCUUACGCGUAGCCAUGUAAAAAUACAAUUUGAAACUAAAAUGUUUUUUUUUAAAUGUGCUCAUUAUCUUUUGUCAGUGUCAGUAACGAAGGCCACAUGCUUUGCCACUUGUUACAGGUUAACGGCGCGUUGCGGCAUGGUUUUUCUUUCCACCGUGUUGCUAAACUGUACGGAAAUAUUAAGAAGCGGCAUAGUGGCCAAAUACUAUCGAGAUUGCACCUCCGAUUAGCGCAGUACGGCUACGUACGGUGCGACGAAGUUCAACAUGCGUACAUACGAGAUUGCUUAAUCGUUACUGCAGCUAAAGUAGAAGGGUGCCGUGAUUAAUUGACAUGCUCAAGAGCUGUAUCGCAAUGUGCACAGGCAUGUGGCUGGCUAUGGGCAGGCGUGGGGCAUCUAGUGUCCGUGUCGGGUUGCUGAAGGAAAUGUCACAGACGCGUGCUGGCAGCGUGCUUCUUUAAAGCACAACCACUGCACUGUACUUGAGAAUACAUUUGGCAGGGUACCAACUGAAAGACGUUUUAGUGUGUCUAAGUAUUGGAUCAAAACGUUUUCAAAACUCAAAAAAAUUCUAAAAUAUGCUUCCUCUGCCUAUAUUCCUUGAAUGGGAUUAAACUCAUAAAGCAUGAUCGGUAUUAUUGGAAACAAAAACAAUAGUCACCAAAAUUGCAAUCGAUUUAUCCGAACAGAUUUGAGCUCCAGACGGCCCUGGCUUUCUAAUGACAAAACCAACCCCGUGCCCUCUGCGCACGCACGCACGCACACACAUCUCGGAUCGGUGUGAAGGGCACGCACACACUUCACAAAACAUGGCAUCGGGCCACAGCCUCGAUGCGGAAGACUACAGCCUCUACAGCAGCCUGGGGGAAGAGGAGCUCAUCAGGAUGGCCGUGGAGCAGAGUCUGCAGGAGGUGUGUGGCGGUGACGGUGCCCCGGUCCAGCAACUCAACGCAGCCACGGCCACAGCGACCCCGGGCCUCCGCAGGCCGCCGGGGAGCCAGGGCCGCCGGGUCGUGUUCUCCCAUGGCUCGCAGGACCAGGAGGGCCUCUUUAAGCCUCCAACAAACAAAGUCAGUCCAUGGAGGAGCAUUCCACCACCAGUUCAAGAACAGAAAGGGCUGCUGGACCCGGUGUGGGAAGCCGUCUCCGCGGAUGACGGCACGGCGCUGACUCGGCUGCGACGCAGCGGCGCGGAGCUGAGGGCCGCCACGCCGCACGGCUGGAUGGCCGUGCACGAGGCGGCCUACCACGACAAGCCGUGCUGCCUCGGCAUCCUGCUCCAGGCUCACCCCGACACGGUGGACGCUCGCAGCAAGCAGAACGAGACGCCGCUCUACCUCGCCGCGUACCGUGGCCACGUGGCCUGCGUUCGCAUUCUGCUGGCGGAGAACGCCACCGUGGACGCCUGCAGGCACGUCAAGGAGACCCCGCUCUACAAAGCCUGCGAAAUAAACAACUCCGAGGUGGCGUCGCUGCUCAUCGCGCGCAGAGCCGACGUGAACUACCGCAACAUCUACGGCAACAUGCCGUUGCACGAGGCCACGUCGAAGGGCAACCUGGAGCUGGUGAAGCUGCUCGUCGCCUACGGGGCCAAGCUCCAGUUCAAGAACAAGUUCGGCAUCUGUCCCUUCUUCAUGGCGGCGCAGUGCGGGUGCCUGAAGGUCGUCCGGUACCUCGUGUCUCUGGGUGUUGAUGUGAACAGCGAGGCCUGUGACGGCACCACGGUGCUGUUUGAAGCUGCCAAGAACGGGCACGCGGACGUGGUGGAGUUCUUGUUGUCUCAGGGAGCCGACCCCAACCGACCUACCAAGGACGGGCUGCUGCCCAUACACGUGGUGGCAGCCAAUGGCAAUGAAGGGAUCGUCGAGCAGCUGCUGAUGCCCGUGACCGACGAGCGCCAGGUGAGGCGGAGCGGCAUCAGCCCGCUGCACCUGGCCUCCAAGAACGGCCACAGCGACGUCCUGGAGCUGCUCCUCAGCAGCGGCGGGCUGGACGUGAACGCGACGCUCUCCAUGGACCGCUCGCGCCUCUACGAGGACUGCCGCUCCACGCCCCUCUACUUCGCCAUCAUCAACGGCGACUACCGCUGCGCCGAGCUGCUCCUGGAGGCGGGCGCCAACCCCAACAUCGACCUCCUCAACCCGCUGCUGGUCGCCUCGCGCAUGCACGCCUACCCCCUGGUGAGGCUGCUGCUGAACCACGGGGCCAACGUGAACGCGUACAUCCCCGCGCGUCCCACCGCCUUCCCGGCCACGAUCAUGGUGUGCCUGCGGGACCUGCGCAUCCUCAAGCUGGUGCUGGAGCGCGGCGCCGACGGUGGCGCCUGCUUCGAGUGCCCCUUUGGCAGCGGGGAGCACCCGCCCCUGCCCGAGAAGCUCAAGCCGUGGGAGGAGAGGUGGCUCAACGGGCCUGGGAACGUCCUCCAGUUCUGUGAGAUGGUGGCGUCCCCAGAGAUAAACAGCUGGGCCGGGCCCAUCAUAGACACCAUCCUGCACUUCGUGGCCAACGUGCGCCUGUGCUCCAGACUUAAGGAGCAGCUCGACACUUUCCAGGAAUGGACCUUGGUCAAAGACAUUGCAGGCUGCCCACGACCGCUGGCGCACCUGUGCAGGCUGCAGAUCCGUGCCAGCGUGGGGUCUCAGCGAGUGGUUUUGUUGGAAAAGCUGCCCCUGCCUCGCCCCCUGCUCAACUACCUGCGCUACAAAGACGACGACGCCGACAGCGUGGCAGUCUGAUGGCAAUACAACUCCCCCCCAUUCGUUUAUUCGUCCACCCGUGUUGGGGAAUCGGUCCACCCAGAUGGACUAGCUAAUCAGUCUUACCCACAGUGUUCAACCAUAACAGUGCGGGUCAACGUACCUCUAUUUCUCCCGCUUCCCUCUUAUCGUUGAUGUUUCCAAGUUCUAAUAACUUUGCUCUGCCCACAUAUUAACUCUUAUUUAUUACAAGUUUAAGGGUGCUGUUUGUUGCUGGCUCCUUGGUAUUUUGGGCCACUAAUGCCUGCCGACGUUGGAGGUGAGGUUAGAAUUGGUUAAGUGGUCGGUGUCGUUUCAUUUUUUUUUGCCAAUUUGUAUUCCAAUUAUUCCGUACGAGUGUUACCCAAUGAGACAAAGGAAUGCAGGCCAGUUCUUCAACCUGCAGAAUCAUAUAUUGAAAACGACCAAUGACAUAAAUUCAAGUCACCUCCCGUAUCCAAAUGCCCAGCGACACCAUAUAUAUAAAAAUAUUGUAAAUCUAAGACCUGGACUAUAGCCAUAUUAAGUGAAACAAAAUAAUAAUGUAAAGUGCGUUUUUGUGUGUGCGGUCACUGUUGACUGUCUUGAGACCAUCACAUUUCUACACUUGAUAACAAGGAUUAAACAAGGGGUGACUGAAAUUCGUAUGUAAACUCAGGAUGACAACGGUGGGGAUUCAGUCCGACGAUUGAUUUUUCUACCCAGUCCACUUAGGUGCUCUUUUUUAUAUUUUAUUUGCCCCUCCACAUUCAUAGACGCAUGUUCUUGCUCUUUUUUUAUGCGUCCGUGUAUAACGAAGUUAAUGGAGGUUUCAUUCAUUAACUUUGUUUGGUUUGCACUUUCAUUUGGAUGACUUUUGAAAUGCUUUGCAUUAUUUGUGGAUGUCAACAAAAAAAAUGGUGCAAUACCUUUAGUACAUUUAAGCAGCAAAUUCAUUUCAAAAGACGCAGUGCUAUACAGUAAAGACAAAACAUCCUAAGUGCAAAUUAUGAAAAUAAUCCCAGCACUAUUUACGGUUAGAUGAACAGAAUAGGACCUUUUGUGGUAGUGUAAUUUUAAAUUAAAAAUAUAAAGGUAUACAUUUAAGAACCCCAAUAGAACAUAGCUUAUAAAUGUAUUUUUUUGUAAUUGCGCACCGUACCUUGAAAUAAUUUACUUUCAAGCACUUUUCAGUGAAACAUUAAUCGCAUAGAAAAUGUUGCGUGGAUUUGAAAGUACAUUUUUAAGUGUUUCAUGAACAGACAUGUUAAAAAUGCAUUUUCAAUUGUUUGUUAUGCUUGUUCAAUUAUAAUAAAGUGAAUUCGUGUGCACAUGGAAAUGUAUAUACAUCUUCACAUGAACACGACAACA
Molecule: messenger RNA, 4897 nt
Organism: Petromyzon marinus (sea lamprey)
Lineage: Eukaryota; Metazoa; Chordata; Hyperoartia; Petromyzontiformes; Petromyzontidae
Product: ankyrin repeat and SOCS box protein 2-like
Biological process (GO): intracellular signal transduction
Molecular function (GO): protein binding
Source: RefSeq, a predicted model, not a curated record